Cylicocyclus nassatus is the source of this 1911-nucleotide messenger RNA. The record is from the annotation of a GenBank genome assembly. Lineage: Eukaryota; Metazoa; Nematoda; Chromadorea; Rhabditida; Strongylidae.
AUGGACGAUGCGCCGCCGCUCAUUGAAACACCGCCACCAAGAAAACAAUCUCGAGGUCUAGGUACAGCUGCUGAAUAUCAGCCGUUGCCGGCAGAAAAGCCUGCGACUUUGGCUGUUCGUGAAUCAGACAGCAUAGAGCCGAUGUCAGGGUUAACUCCACGAUUAGAAUCGCGAGUAUCAGCACUAAGACGCCGUUCAUCCCAAGCGCGAGAUCGCUGGGCGACAAAAAUGGAAUUUCUACUGGCUGUAAUUGGUUACGCGGUUGAUCUGGGCAAUAUUUGGAGAUUUCCAUCGGUUUGCUAUAAACAUGGAGGAGGAGCUUUUCUCAUACCCUACCUGGUAAUGUUACUCGUCGGUGGUCUACCCAUGUUUUACAUGGAAUUGGCGCUGGGUCAGUUUCAUCGGUCCGGAUGUGUAAGUAUAUGGCGAAAGGUGUGCCCGUUGUUCAAAGGUAUCGGAUACGGUAUCUGCUUCAUAUGUACAUUUAUCGCUUGUUUCUACAACGCUAUCAUUGCGCAUGCGGUUUACUUCGUCAUCAGCUCAAUAGCUCUUGAAGUCCCAUGGAAGACAUGUAAUAAUUCUUGGAAUACGCCACUAUGCACGGAUACUUUAAAUGCAACUCUUGGCAAAGGUGGAGAGCGUCUCACCACACCGAGCGAGGAAUUUUAUUUUCAUAAAGUGUUGGAAAUCCAAAAAUCAACGGGAUUUGAUAACAUUGGAGGCGUAAAGCCGUCGCUGGCACUUUGCUUGGCUUUCGUCUUCCUUCUUGUAUAUUUUGCUAUAUGGAAAGGACCGAAGAGCACUGGAAAGAUGGUAUGGAUUACGGCGACAGCUCCGUACAUAGUGCUAACUAUCUUGUUGAUCAGAGGUGUCACUCUGCCCGGAGCUGGCAGAGGUAUAUACUAUUACCUGAUGCCGGACUUCAAUAAGCUCUCCGAUCCCAAGGUAUGGUCAGCCGCAGCCACUCAAAUUUUUUUCUCCUUGGGUCCAGGAUUUGGCGUUCUUCUAGCGCUCAGUAGCUAUAAUGACUUCCACAACAAUUGCUAUAGGGACGCUGUCGUUACGUCUACAAUCAACUGUUUGACCUCGUUCUUCUCUGGUUUUGUCAUUUUUUCCACUCUUGGAUAUAUGUCUGUGCUGACAAAUAAGGAAGUUAGCGAGGUAGUAGGCGAUCAUGAUGCCUCUUUGAUUUUUAUCGUUUAUCCCCAAGCUCUAGCCACCAUGAGCUACAGCAGCGCGUGGUCGUUUAUUUUCUUCGUCAUGUUGAUAACUCUAGGAAUCGACAGUACGUUUGCCGGAAUUGAAGCACUAAUUACUGGUCUCUGCGAUGAGUCUAGACUACUAACACGGAAGCGCGAAUGGUUUGUAGGUGUUGUUUGCGUGCUCUACUAUUUCGGAAGUUUACCUGCGAUUAGCUAUGGAGGCCAAUAUGUGAUUCCUUUCCUGGACGAAUAUGGAGUCUCUCUGUCGGUUCUAUUCAUUGUCACAUGUGAAAUGAUAGCUGUGUGUUGGUUCUAUGGCAUUAAUCGCUUCAGUAACGAUAUCAAUUUUCACCUUGAAACUCGAGGAUUAUAUUGGCGAGUAUGCUGGAUGAUGUGCCCAAUUUUUAUCUCGAUUAUCUUCAUAAUGACUGUUUGGCACGCAUCGUUGUCACCUAUGCAGUUGCCUGGGUAUACAUUUCCUACGUGGUCAGUGGGCCUCGGCUGGUUUCUGCGGCUUCUCUCAGUGUUGAGCGUACCCCUCUUUGCCGUAUAUAUGCUGUCAUUUGCGAAAGGUUCAUUUACCGAGCGCCUUCGCUGGGCAACAACGCCGCAACAACGACGAACGUCCGUUUCAUCGCUGAGUGCCGAUCCUACCCAAAUUAUAGACAGCACUCUACUUCAUCCUGUACAUACUCUAACACAAGUUUAA